AUGUCUGCAUCUGUUGCAUCGCCUUCGGUUCUUUUGAAUAGAAUUCUAUCACUUCGAGAAUCAUGCCCUUUUCUAUUAGCUAGUGAUACCUUUGUUCAGAGUGCAACAUUACUAACCAAUGAGUUGGUCCUCAAGGCUAGAACGUCCAACCCUGAUUUAAAAGUCGUUUACUUGUCAUUUGAGACAGCCAUUGUACCGGACUAUAUAGACGAGACAAGGGGCAUCUUUAUAGACCUUUUAGGCAAAGAUUACGAAAAAUCACUCUCUGUUUUAGAUCACGAUGAUAGUAGACGUCGCUUAAUAGUUAUUGAUUCUUUUAACUAUAUUGCAAAAGAGAAAGUGGUUAGCUUUCUGAAGUUGAUAAUGAAGCCAAACACUGUUGUCUAUGGUGUAUACCAUCAAGAUAUUCCAUCCAGUGAGUUACACAGUUCGUCUAGCAAGGGACCUUCUGCAUACUCAUAUUUACAUUUUCUUUCAUCAUGCGUAUUUGAUAUCAGACCGCUCAAAUUUGAUGAUCCUGAUUGUAUCUACUAUAAAGCUAUAAACGAGGGACCAAGUUUUCCUGUUGGUGUUAAAGAAACUCAACAACCCAAGUUUUACACAGCUUUGACAUACCGUCGAAAAUCUGGACGUUCAUUAGAAUAUCAGUUUAUAGUUAAUUCUGCAUUACACGAGUACGAAGUUGUCAACGUAUCUGUGAAUACCAAUACCGGGGAAGAUGAAUCUUUAUUGGAAAACCUAACUACUUUCAAUCUUGGUAACACAAAGAAACAAAAGGAACAAAGGGAAAAAGUUGACUUACCUUUCCUGGAGGCGCAAAAAAGCCUUGGUAGCGUUGGUGGUUCUAUUGUUUACGAGUUCGAAAAAGAUGAUGAUUACGAUGAAGAAGAUGCAUUCGAAGAUCCAUUUUAG
Messenger RNA from Pichia kudriavzevii, 912 nucleotides. RefSeq lists its product as uncharacterized. Gene Ontology annotation, cellular component: elongator holoenzyme complex; cytosol; nucleus. Bases 1 to 912 code for a protein of 303 amino acids. Gene Ontology annotation, biological process: tRNA wobble uridine modification. The transcript has a single exon. The record is from RefSeq and is a predicted model, not a curated record. Gene Ontology annotation, molecular function: tRNA binding. Lineage: Eukaryota; Fungi; Ascomycota; Pichiomycetes; Pichiales; Pichiaceae.